CAUCGAUCCCGAUGAUGUUAGGAUGUUUGAGGAGGGUAUUACCCACUCGGUGGUUUGUGUAGGAGGGCCGACCCGUAUUCUUGAGAUUUCUUCAGAUGUUAAUCUCCCGGGGGACACGGAGGAUCUGGUGCCACAGUUUGACAUUUUAUGUUCUGCUACCGAGAACGAGGCUCUCCGGAAUGUUCCUGAUGUCGAUUUGAUGAAUGAGGUGGCCGCUUUGGGUUUGAGGACGUACAUGGUGGAAGUGGAGAGUAUGCGCAGGGCCGACAUUCGGGCCAAGUUUUUCUUGAAGAUGUUGGAAAAGUAUCGAUGCUAUCGCAACAAGUGCCGUGAGAUGCACGAACGACUGAGGGAGAAUCCUGGUGCUCGAUCCCUCGGCGAAGAAUUGGAGAAGAGAGAUCUGCAGUUGAUGGAGGCCAUUCGCAAGAAUAGUGUGCUCGAAGAGCAACUUUGCAUGAAGGAUGAAGAGCUCGAGGUGGAAAGGGGGUGGCUGCAGAGUGUGACUAUCUGCAGGGGAGGCUAAGGUCAAUGCAUGCCGAAA
Messenger RNA from Nicotiana tabacum (common tobacco), 541 nucleotides. The record is from RefSeq and is a predicted model, not a curated record. NCBI's taxonomy places the organism in Eukaryota, Viridiplantae, Streptophyta, Magnoliopsida, Solanales, Solanaceae.